AUAAAAAAACACCAAAACCACCUGCAGUUUUUUAGCAUUACUAUCAGCAGCAGUGGCUGUUUUUAUUUAUAUCUUUCCCAAGUUUUAACCUUUUCCUUCUUUUGUUUUUUGGUCUAUAAUGAAGGGGUUUCACUGAAGGUAGGAGUACCUUUCACUUACAGCACUGUUUCUUCUGCUCCAAGAAGGCUACGCAUAACAAAGGUGACUACAGUUAAUGAUUACUACUGUCCCUAUAAGAAUACAUUCACUUAUGUGCAAUGCAGCAUUGGGGGUAAACCCCCAAUAUCCAUAUGUGCUGUGAAUAAAGGGUCACUUGGUCUUGAGUUUGAAUUUGAAGAGUCUGAAGAUAUAGUUUUCACAGUUAAAGGGCCUCGAGAAGUUCAUCUUUCUGGUUAUUAUCUCCCUCCUCGCAUCACCAAAGUUGAUUCUUCCACUCAAACUGAUUUUUGCAAAUUAAAAGCUGUCCACGAUGCUGCUAAUGAUGAUAAUGCCCUUAAAGUGUUCAACUGCCUUGAUACUUGUACAGCUAGAGAAAUAAUUGAGUAUGGGAACGAAAAGGCUCUGUGGAUCAAGCGUCUUGCGGAGGAUAUUAUCCGUAAUGUAGAAAGUCUUCGGCGGCAAUUUAUUAUUUCUGAGAGCUCAUGUGAUGUUAAAAAUGGUGAAGUAGUUGUUCAAGAUUCUGAGUAUUCAGAACCACUUGUUAGAGUUGAGCUACAAAAUGAGGAGGUCGUGAAGCAUUUUGGGGCGGACAUUGUCAACAAAGUAGAUGGUUCUCAACAUCAGUGUAAUCAUCAAGAUGAAAUUGUUAAACAAUCUGCAGAGCUUUCUGAAUCUCUUGCUAUACUUGCGUCAACGAAUACCAAUCAUCUUGAGAAGGAGAAUCCUGUUGCCCAAGAUGUUGCAACUGAGAGCACAUGUGAUGUUCAGAAAGAUGAAGCUGUUGCCCAAGAUGCUGAAAUUGAUGGAAACAUGGGAAGGGAACUUUCGUACACAGACGAAGUUGUUCAGGAUUCUGAGCAUUCAGAACCACUUGCUACAGUGCAGUUAGAAAGUGAUAAUGUUGGAAAUGCUAAGCAUCUUGAGGAGGAUAAUGCUAGCGAUAUAGAAGGUUCUCACCAUCACUAUAACAUUGUUGAGAGAACAUAUGUUGCUCAACAUGAAGAAGUAGUUGGAGCUGUUAAGAUUUCAGAACCGCUUGUCAGAGUUGAGUUAGAAAAUGAUGAGGCUGUGAAGCAUUUUGGGGAGGACAUUACCAACAAAGUAGAUGGUUCUCAACAUCAGUAUAAUAAAAAAGAUGAAAUUGUUAAACAGUCUGCAGAGCUUUCUGAACCACUUGCUAUCCCUGCAUCGACGAAUGCUAAUCAUCUGGAGAAAGAGACUCUUGUUGCUCAAGAUGUUGAAAAUGAGAGCACAUAUGAUGUUCAGAAAAAUGAAGUUGUUGUCCAAGAUGCUGAAAUUAGUGGAGACUUGGGAAGGGAACUCUUGAACAUAGAUGAAAAUGUGGUCUUGCUGAAUAUAAAUCCUAGAAGUGAUAUAUCUGAAGAAGAAGCAGGCAUUUUGGAGAGUUCAAGUGACGUCAGACAUAACAAUCUUGAAGAUUUUGUUGGUGACCCUGUUGACAGGAUCUGCUCUAAUCAUUCAAAAAUUGGAGUUGUUGUUGAGAAGUCAAAAGAUGACGAAGCUUUAGUGUGCAAUCUGCUCGAGAGAGCCAUGACCAUAUCAGCUUGUCAGCAACAUUGCACGAUAUCUGCAUCGGAAGAAGAAAAUGGAAAAGACAACUCAGCUGCCUCAAGGGCUGAAAUAGAUAAAAUUCAGGACGGGAUUUUUCUUAAAAAGCAUGAUGGUCAGGGUGAUGAUCAAGAAAUUGAUGCUGCUGUACCUGCUGGAGAUGCAGAAAGGCUAUGUAUUGAAGCUUUGAUCGUAAAGGAGGAUACACAAGCAGAACUAUUGAAUAGAAAGGUGGAGGUCAAUCCAACUAUGACACUUAAAGAAUGCCAAAGUGACCCCUUAUCUUCAACUGUGAUUAAACCAAGAUCCUCUGAAAAACCGCAGAAGGAGAAAAGUAGGAGCCACAUGAAGUCCAGAAAUUCCAAGCUUAUUAGCAAAGAAAAUGAUAAUCAAGUUGAAGGAAACAACUGUAGCACUUGUCUGAAAAUUGAUUGCAAUAGUUCUUCUGAGAUUGUUACACAAGAACAUGUGGAGAAUAUUCUUAGUGGGAAUAGGUCAAUUAAUGGUGAUUUGGUGCAUAAAGCAAAGCAGAAGCUAGAUGUUAGUGUAAGCAUUACUGCUGACAAGCUGAAUGAUAAAACUGCGGAGUUGGAGGUCAUAAAUAUGCAAAAGCUAGAGAAAAAGAAAAGGAAGAAAGAGCAUCAGGUUGCGAAAUACAUUGAGGACAAUUGUGAAAUCAGGCAUGCUCAUGGUGAUUUGUUAGACGAAGAUGUAUCUGAACCACCUACACAGUUGGCGGUUAGAGACAUGCAAAAGCUUGAAAAGGAGAAGAAAAAGAAAAGAAAGCAUCAGGAGGUGGAGAACAUGGAGGAUGAGUUCAGAAACAGGCAAUUUCUUGUAUCUUUAGUGUCAGAUGAGCAGGAUCCAGCGAAUGUUAGAGAAGUUCAGACAGACGAAAAGUCCACUGAGAAUGAUAUUAGUUCUGGAAAGAUAGUUCUUCCUUUAGUUGCUGACCCUGCAAUUUCAAAUUUGGAGAAUAAAAUGCAUGUGGAUGGUGAUUCUACCCUCAUGGAGAAGAGAAAGUCAAAGAAGAAAAAUGCUGAAUCAGGAGUGAGCAUGACUGAUGACAAGCUCAAUAAUAUACCUAUUUCAUCUAAAGAGUUGGAGAUCGAAAACGAGCAAAAACGUGAAAAGAAGAAAAGGAAAAGAGAGCAUAAGGAUGCAAAGAGUAUUGAGGAUGGUUGCACAAACAGGCAUGUGUCUUUAGCCUCUAAAAAGCCGGACCCAGAGGAUGUUAGUAAAGUUGAGAUAUGUAAGAAAUCCUCUGAGAAUGGCAUUAGUUCUGGAAAGCAGGUUCUUCCCCUAGAUGCUGACUCUGUGGUAACAAAUUCAGAGAAAAAAAUGUAUCUUGAAGGUGAUUCUAUCCCUAAGGAGAAGAGAAAAUCAAAGAAGAAAAAGGUGGAAGGAAAAGUGAGCAAGACUUAUGAUAAGCUCAAAGAAAUAGACGCGUCAUCUAAAGAUUUAGUGGUUGAAAACAUGCAAAAACGUGUAAAGAAGAAAAAGAAAAGAGAACGUAAGGAUGUGAAAAGCAUUAACGGUGGUUGCACAAACAGGCAAUUAGUUUCCUCUGCUGCAGUCCUGGGAGAGGAGAGAUCGGAGGAGGAGAAUGUUGCGGCUGCAAAGAUGAAAGGAAUUUCCACUGAGGAACAAAUUUGUUCACGGACAAUUGUUCUUGCCCUCAGUGCUUGUCAACCCAAAAAUGUCACAAAAAGAAAUAAAUUUGUAUUCUGCACCAAGUGAGGGCCUUUUGAAGGAAAGUGCACUACUAACUAGUAGUUUGAAAUGGAUACAUACAAUGUUUGACAAGUUGACAAUUUCUGGACCUUUAAAGAAAGGAUUAUCCAUAAAAGGUUAAUGUUUCAGGCUGUUUAAACGGUCUUUUAUGUCAAAGUUGAAGGCAAAAUUUCACCUUUGCCAUUACUAGUGAGGUAAUGCCUGCAUUAAUAUGGGGUUCUUUUCUCUUUUUCUAAGAAUGAUGAACAAAUCUCUAUGCAUUCGAUAGUAUAAAAUGGAUGAACCAACUCCCAAUAUGUAUUGGUACUUAUUGGUAUAGAAUAGAUCACUCUCUUUUCUUUGUU
Messenger RNA from Ricinus communis (castor bean), 3806 nucleotides. Its product is annotated as putative autophagy-related protein 11. The transcript is spliced from 20 exons. The record is from RefSeq and is a predicted model, not a curated record. Lineage: Eukaryota; Viridiplantae; Streptophyta; Magnoliopsida; Malpighiales; Euphorbiaceae. Bases 970 to 3468 code for a protein of 832 amino acids.